Cylas formicarius (sweet potato weevil) is the source of this 5128-nucleotide messenger RNA. Its product is annotated as collagen alpha-1(V) chain-like. Gene Ontology annotation, molecular function: extracellular matrix structural constituent. The record is from RefSeq and is a predicted model, not a curated record. Bases 130 to 5067 code for a protein of 1645 amino acids. The transcript has 19 exons. NCBI's taxonomy places the organism in Eukaryota, Metazoa, Arthropoda, Insecta, Coleoptera, Brentidae.
UGUUCCAAACCGAACGGCACUUGUUUUAGCCAUUAAUCCGAAUUAACUGUCUAUGUUAAUUUCGUCGCGUAGAUGGCCACCAAAUAGGCCAAUGAUUAGUCAGUGGUGCGAUGCCGACGGAGUGAAAAUAUGCGGGACAGUGAUUUUUCGCCCCUCAGGAAUCGGGGCCUGUUGGUGAUGGUGUCGUUGGCGAUGUCGACGGUGUUUUCGCAGCAAGAUGCGCCGCAGGCGAGAAUCUUCGACCUCUUAAAUUCGUCGGAGAUCCUGGCGAGUCCACGGGGAAUCGAGAAGAUCCGCGGCAGAUGCUGGGACUCAACCCUCAGCGCCCACAGCCCCGGGAACGCCGCAUACAGGUGGACCAAUCAGGCCGAGGUGACUUUGAGUACAGAGCAGAGCUUUCCCGACGGAUUCCCCGCAGAUUUUUCCGUCCUAGUGGUCGCGAGGACGCUCAAAGGGGCCAGCUAUCCGGUGUUCACCCUGUACAGUGACGAAGGCGACGAACAGCUCGUCGUCAACGUCGGUGACAACGUCAGCCUUUACUACGAGGACCUGGACGAGAUGCCUGUGGAAGGAAACCACGUGGAAUUUGAUAUAUCCAGCUACGACGAGACAUGGCACCGCUUAGCGUUCAGCGUCAAGGGAGAUUCGGUCACUCUGAUAUACGACUGCGACACCACAGUCACCAAAUCGCUCGCCAGGGAGCCCGCCUCGAGGCUAAGCAACCUGGGGGUCGUUACCGUGGGCUACCAGUUGUUUACUGACAGACGGUUCAAAGGAGACCUGCAGCUGCUAAUGAUAGCGUCGACCCCGGACGAGGCGUACGAGUUGUGCAAGACACACGCUCCGGAUUGUCUCUCCGAAGAAGCUUACGCUCACGUGCCGCUUAAUUUUACCGCCGCGCGGGAGGCGGCGGCGAUCCCCGUCCCCGGGGACGAUCUUGAAGGUACAACGGUUGCGUACUACGACGAGAUGACCCAAAUCGUUUACAACGACACCGUCGGAGUAGAGCCGUCGCCUUCCCGGUGUCCCCCGGGACCUAGGGGAUAUCCCGGACCACCUGGAACACCCGGACCGACGGGACCGAAGGGCGAACCCGGAAGAGACGGUUUGGCGGGCGCGGCAGGCCUCGCCGGACCCCCCGGUCACGUCUACGUCAUUCCCAUGACGCCUCAGGGAGACACCAAAGGCCCCGACGACCACGCCGAGACUUUCCGGCACAUGCUCGCCCAACACAUGAUCUCGAUGCGGGGAAUCGAGGGACCGAUGGGACUGACGGGCGUGCCGGGACCUCAGGGACUCACUGGUCCGGACGGCGCCAAGGGCGAACCCGGUGAAGUCGGCGAACCGGGUCCCACAGGUCCGAUCGGUCCUCCGGGGCUAACGGGACGCCAGGGACGCCGGGGCUAUCCCGGCAGGGACGGCGAUAGGGGAUCAAGUGGUCCCACUGGCUCCAAGGGCGAUUCCGGCCUUAUAGGGAUGCCGGGCGUGCCUGGGGACAAAGGGGACCGAGGACUGCCGGGUACACCGGGCGAAAGCGGUCCGCGCGGUCACCACGGCAUACAGGGCGAAGACGGCGCCCCAGGUGCCGCGGGAUCCGCCGGCGAAAUGGGCCCGAGGGGUUUUACUGGCCCCAGGGGCUUUCCAGGGCUUCCGGGUCCUCCCGGGAUACCCGGGGCGGAAGGUCCGAUCGGAAACAAGGGCAAUCAAGGUCCGCCAGGCGAACACGGGUCGCCCGGUCAGACGGGACCCGUGGGUGCGAUCGGUGCCCCGGGUCCUUCGGGCCUUAUGGGUCCUCCGGGAGUCGCUGGCCCUCAAGGCAAACCGGGUAUUCCUGGACUGCCUGGCGCGGAAGGUCUGCCGGGGGCAGGCGGCAAACCCGGGUUGCAGGGACCGAAAGGAGAACGGGGACCGAUAGGGCCCGUCGGACCUGCCGGUUUCCCGGGAAUUAGAGGAUCCAAAGGCGCAGAAGGGAAAAGAGGAACGAUUGGCGACAAAGGCGACAAAGGCGAGAAAGGAUUGGAAGGCGAAAGAGGCGAAACAGGACCGAAAGGCGAUGCCGGGCAAAGGGGACCCCAGGGACCCACCGGAAUUGAAGGACCCGAGGGACCUAAGGGAUCGGAGGGACCGACGGGCGAGACCGGACAGUCUGGACCAGCGGGCGAAAAGGGCAAAGAGGGUGCGCAGGGAUUUCCCGGUUAUCCAGGAUCCACUGGAGAAAAGGGAAACAAGGGAGACGCGGGCAAAGAGGGAGCUGUAGGUGAAAAAGGAGAUAGAGGCCACCCGGGCCCACUUGGCGAAAGGGGCGAAGCGGGACCGAGGGGCUUUAGGGGAUUACGUGGUAGAAGGGGACGCGAUGGCUUCCGAGGACCGAAAGGCGACACGGGGCAGCCGGGACCCGCCGGUCCCCAAGGCGAUACCGGCCCUCCGGGAAGCGAGGGUCCUAGGGGAUUCCCUGGGGCGACCGGUCCUCCCGGAAACGACGGCAAGGGUGGAAUUCCGGGGCAACCCGGAGAAAGAGGUGCGCCCGGAAAAACGGGUCAACCUGGUCCGGUAGGCUUGCCGGGUGUGGUAGGACCGCCGGGACCCAUAGGAGAGGUGGGACCGAUAGGGGAAGCUGGACCCGUCGGUCUGCCAGGACGUACCGGCGAAUCUGGACUUCCGGGUGAACCUGGCAAAGAUGGUGUACCCGGAAUCCCAGGUUCUGAAGGAAAAGAUGGCAUUCCGGGUCUUCCGGGACCUCAGGGGCCACCAGGAGAAAUGGGACCAGUCGGAAUCCCUGGCGCGGGCGGAUUGAAAGGAGACGUCGGCCCGAUGGGAACUCCCGGGGUACGAGGCGAUAAAGGGGAGCCGGGAGAAACGGGAGCGGAAGGACCCCCGGGGCCCCAAGGAGGGCAAGGACUUCCGGGUCCCCCCGGUUCGGCGGGCGCUAAAGGAGAACGUGGAGAGCCGGGACCCAUAGGAGUGGCUGGUCGGGACGGACCGUCAGGUCCCAGGGGACUCUCAGGAGCACCGGGUCCCAUCGGACCGCCGGGAGAAGACGGUGACAAGGGUGAAAUGGGAGCGCCCGGCGAAAAGGGCUUCAGGGGAUUGAAAGGGGAGCAGGGGCCGGUGGGAAACGUCGGUCCGCCAGGAUUAAGAGGAGAACCGGGCGCUCCGGGACCGAUCGGCGAGAAAGGACGGCCGGGCGAGAUGGGCAAACUGGGGUUCAAAGGAGAAGACGGGCCUAGGGGACUGCCCGGUCCUCCAGGGAUAAGUGGAGCGCAAGGACUGCCAGGGCCACCGGGAGCUAAAGGAGAAAUGGGCGACGCGGGUCCGAUAGGGCAGAUCGGACCUGCGGGACCCAUUGGAGAACCCGGUCAGAAAGGCGCCGACGGGACGCAAGGCCCACCUGGAGCCCCGGGUCUGACGGGUCCUCAAGGGCAGAAGGGGCACGACGGACUGCCGGGUAUCCCGGGUCCACCGGGAACCGAGGGGAAACAGGGCGAGGCUGGACCGCAAGGCGCGAAAGGAGAAGACGGCCGCUCUGGACCGCAAGGUCCGACCGGCCCGAGGGGUCUUCCGGGAGCGGACGGUCCAAAGGGACCCGCAGGAUCUCCAGGUUUUCCGGGACCUCCGGGCGAACCUGGACCGCAGGGAUCGAAAGGCGAACCGGGAACUCACGGCGAGCCGGGAAAAGCCGGUCCGGUCGGCCCUUCCGGAGAACAAGGUCCCCAAGGUCCUGUCGGGCCCUCGGGACCUUCGGGAAAACCGGGAAUGGAUGGGCCUCCCGGGGCGGAAGGAGUUUCCGGCAAUUCUGGAGAGAAAGGCGACAAGGGAAGUAGUGGCGCUACAGGUUCUCGGGGCAAUCCAGGUCCCGACGGUCCCGCCGGACCCGUGGGACCGCAGGGCCUUAGAGGAUCGCCGGGGGCAGCGGGCGAGAACGGACCACCGGGAAAACCGGGACCUGCGGGCGCGGCCGGCGCUUUAGGAGAGACGGGACCCCGGGGCCAGAAAGGCGACAGGGGACGCAGGGGACCGAAAGGGCACGCGGGGGCCGUCGGACCGGCGGGACCUAAAGGCGACGACGGAGAGCGCGGCGAACGGGGCGAAAAGGGGGACCCCGGACCCGAAGGACCCAAAGGGAACCCGGGCGCGACGGGUCCAGAGGGCCCCAAAGGAGACGGCGGGCCUCAGGGUCCUCCCGGGGAAGAAGGGCCCGCGGGUCCCAAAGGAUCGGUGGGUCCGGCGGGGCCGAAAGGCGAGCCCGGUCCCGUAGGCCCCGCGGGACUUUCGGGCCCGCCGGCCGAUAUGCCGCUCGUGCCUCCCGAGUUACUCCUGCAGCUGCAGGGGUCGACGACGAAGGGUCGCACCAAGCGCGACGUCGUCGACGAGCUCGACGUCAAGUUCCUCGACAUGUACUCGACGAUUUACGCGCUGACGCGUGAACUGGAGGGAGAACGGAACCCCACGGGUCGCAGGGAGAACCCGGCGAAGACGUGCGCCGACCUCCACCGCGGUCAUCCCCACCUCGAAGACGGUUGGUACUGGAUCGACCCGAACCUGGGGGCGACGGACGACGCGAUCCGCGCAUUCUGCAACAUGACGGCGGGGGGCGAGACGUGCGUGUAUCCGGACGAGGCGAACGCGCACGCGCCGAAAGCGUCGUGGAAGAGGGCGUCACGAGACGCCACCACGUGGUAUUCCGGUUUCCAUGGAGGCUCGAGGGUGACGUACGACGGGGUAGGGGCGGCUCAGAUCAAGUCGCUGCGGCUGUUUUCGCACGCGGCGCGUCAGAACUUCACGUACGUGUGUCGGAAUUCGGCAGCGUGGCGUGACUCGAGUACCGGAAGCCACGCCUCCUCCAUCAAGCUGCUCGGCGACAACGGGCAGCGGUUCGGGCACGCAGGUGUCAAGCCGAGAGUUCUCAUCGACGGAUGUCAAACGCGGCGAGGGGACAGCGAGACCGUGUUUGAAAUAAGCACGACCAAGAAAAUCGAACAGCUGCCAAUCAUUGACUUCCUUCCCGCGGAUUACGGGAAUCCAGACCAAGCUUUCGGGUUCGUCGUCGGCCCGUUGUGCUAUAAAUAAAUUCUGUAUAAGCUGUUAAUAAACAAUGCGUCUCGACACCGACUAGGGCAGUUUUCAUUCU